Tachysurus vachellii is the source of this 5245-nucleotide messenger RNA. RefSeq names its product zinc finger protein 501-like. Gene Ontology annotation, biological process: negative regulation of transcription by RNA polymerase II; regulation of immune system process; regulation of cytokine production. The transcript is spliced from 6 exons. NCBI's taxonomy places the organism in Eukaryota, Metazoa, Chordata, Actinopteri, Siluriformes, Bagridae. The record is from RefSeq and is a predicted model, not a curated record. Bases 2666 to 4171 code for a protein of 501 amino acids.
ACCUUAAACUCACCUCAGAAGAAGACGAGCUGCGGGAUCGCAGUUUUGUUUCUGUCUGUUUUUUUGAGGAUGUUCUUUAAAACCUGAGGUAAGUUAAACUGAUGUGCUGUAAUGAGACAAACAGGGAUAUUAAAUUAAAAUAAAAACACACACAAACUCAUUUAUUUCUUCAUAUUUGCUGAACUGUUGUUUAUUAACGAGUCUCCAGCCAGGUGAUAAUUAUGUAGUGAUGAUAAUGUAGUUUAACACUUUAACUCUGGGCCUCAUGCAUCAGCGCUUUAGUAAAGUUUCUGUAUAAAUGUUUGUAAAAAAAAACCUUCCACUGGAUUUCCUUCAUACUUGUGCUUCAUACUUGAGCUCUCAAGUUUUGAAGACAGGCAAGAGUGACAUUUCCAACCCCCCAGCACCCCCCAUUCUAUUUAUUGUGUUUGUUUGUUUGUUUGUGUGUGUGUUUGUUUGUUUGUUUGUGUGUGUGUGUGUGUGUGUGUGUGUGUGUGUGUGUGUGUGUGUGUGUGUGUGUGUGUUAGAGAGAGAGAGAGAGAGAGAGAGAGAGAGUAUGACUGGUGGUGUUUAUUGUAAGUGUUUGUUGCCUUUUUGGACUCCUUUAUCAUUUGUAAUGUUGCUCCCAUAUAAAACAGUUCAGCACAAGCCCAGACAUUUAUAGGGUCAUGAUUGAGGACAAUGUCCCGUCCAGAGAUGAGCUGUUUCGUGUUGAGGUUUUGUUCAAACUGACCAUCGAAAAAUACCUUCUCUAAUGAAUGUUUUUUAUUCAUUGGUUGUUGCGUUAAAUCUUACCCAGAUACAAUAGUGCUAUUUUCUGAUUGGCUAUUGUGUAGCCUCUUUUUUUUGAUUGGUUGAUAAGUGUCAGGCUCGACUAAGUACUCCAGGGGAGACGCGCUUGAUUCCUGCCCGGUUCCAUAGAGACAGCGGUCCGGACAGAUACGUUUUGGGCGCUCCGGAUUAUUAUAUAUGAUAAAUAGUCAAAAAGUUUUCUGCGUGACAAAUACAAUGUGUGGAGGGAGUGUCACGUUAAUGCGUGAUACUUGACAGCCCUGCUUGUGUAUCUGUUGAACAUCGUUAAUCACGUGUGAAGUGCAAAGACAUCCACCAGAAAGCUCAUUUUCAUAUAGUGAUGCCCACCAGACAGCUCAUUUGCAUAUAGUGAUGCCCACAAAACUCCAUAAAAGGUCAUGUGCACAAACAGAUGGGAGGGUGAAAUGAACACUCGGGGUAAAGUCUGAAAAAAGGAAGUGAGUUAUUUACACUCUUAUUUGACAAAUAAAUAUUUAAUCAUAUGUAAUGCCAACGCUAAAUCUAGUGUUCAGUUUAUACACCUGCAUUACUUUUGUCAUAAUAAAAUUAAUUGUUUUAUUUCUCUUUAUUUACAGAUUUGUGUCGGCUCACAUAACACUUUCCGAUUGUCUCAAUGUAGCUGCUUGGGUGAACUAGCAUGAGGAUGUGUUUUUGAUCAAUGCUCCAUAUCUGUGGACCUGGGUGUCUGCUAAAUGCUAUAAACACAAGAGCAAUAAGUUAUUUAAUCUCUAAAACAUAUUCCAGAUAUUAAAGUGCAAUAAUCCAUGUAGAUUAUAUAUUAUUAGUGUUUGCAUUAGUAUGUUGACAUUUUUCAAAAACUAUAUAAAACAAACAGGGAAAAUAAGUGCUAGUUCAAGUGUUUUCUUGAAGAGGUAGGUUUUAAUCCGUCCUUUGAAGAUAUCCAGUGACUCAGCUGUCCGGACCCCUAGGGGAAGUUCAUUCCACCACCUUGGUGCAGAACAGAAAAUAGUCUUGUAGUAAACUUACCUCUCACCCUGAGAGAUGUUGGGACCAGUGGAACAGUGCUGUAGAUCUGAGGGUGUGAGGUGCAGUGUGAGGAGUGAUUAGGGCUUUGAGGUAAGAGGGAGAUGGUCCAUUUUUGGCUUUGUAGACAAUCAUCAGUGUUUAAAUCUGAUGUGUUCAGCUACAGGAGUCAGUGGAGGAUCACAGCAGUGUGGUGGUGUGGAGAACUUAGGCAGGUUGAGGGGACAAAUUGUGUUCAUAGUUAGACCUGAAGGGAGAGAGCUGUAGUAGUCCAGUCUCCAAAUGGCAAGAGACUGAACGAGUACCUGAGCAGCCUGUGUGGAUAAAAAUGGCCAAAUCCUUCUCAUGUUGUACAGAGGAAACAGACAUGAGCGAGUCACAAUAAUAACAUGCGAGGAAUAGGACAGUUGAUUGUCCUGGCCUGGGUGAUGAAUCACCUUGCAUGACCAGCCCUUCCACCUUAUGAGCAGUCAUCCAUGACAAAAUGUCCUCCAGUCAUGCUGAGAUCUGAGAAGAAGCCGUGGUAUUUGAGGGAGGGAAAGAGAAUUUUUCUCAGGAACAGCCAAAAGCAUAGUCUCUGUGGAAUGUGGCACUGUAAAGCCAGACUGUUGGGAUCUUGGAGGUUGUUUUGUGAGAGACAGACAGACAGUUGAUGAUAAACAAUGUGUUCAAGAAUAUUCGAAAGAAAAGAGAGAAGUGAUACCAGUCUGUGGUUACUGAUGUCUGAGGGAUUCAGAAUAAGUUUCUCUUUAUAAUUGAGUGGAAUCUUUAAGUGUGAUUUUUUUUUUUCUGUCCAUGGAUUCUCCAAUGAUUUUGAAACUAUUUUUUUAACAAUAGGUUAUUGAUUUGAACCUAUUAUUUCCAUAUAAUGGAAUCAUCAGAGGUUCCACUGGGCUGUUGCAGAAACUCUCUCUACACUCCUACUCACUCACAGCUUUGUGAUGAUGUACAGACAGAAACAUGUACAGCUUCAGGCGGAGACCCUUUGGGACCCGUCGACCCCACAGACCAUCAGAAACAUAUAAAAAAGGAAGAAUCUGAGGAUGAAGACUACCUCUGUAGAUGGACUUCAGUUGCUGCGAAAGGCUUCACACCUAUGGAUGAACACAAACAUGUAAUAAAGGAAGAAUUUGAAGUUGAAGACUUCUACCACUGUAAAGGAACAUCAAACCCCAUGGGCCACUGCUCAGCUGAGGAUGAACAGAGUGGUGGAAAUAAGCAUAUAAAAGAGGAAGAGCAUGAUGAAGGAGACUACAUCUGUACAAGAGUCUGUGAGCCCCAAUUAAAAGACCUCUCCUGCUCCUGGUGUUCCCUUUCCUACACAUCUGAAAUUUACCUCCAGAAACACAUCAGACAAUGGCAUGAUGAUGAAUAUCAGAGACUCAUAAUAUCAGGAGAAUUAAAAAAUGGGAAUCUGCCCAGUCAUAAACAAACCGUCUCUGAAUGCCUGAACAGAAGCGUGUCUCACAGACAGAAAGAAGCGUAUCCCUGUUCAGUGUGCGGUAAGAGUUUUUCUCAACAGAGCAACCUCCAACGACAUCAGCGCAUUCACACAGGAGAAAAACCUCAUAACUGCUCAGAGUGCGGGAAAACCUUCGCUCAUAAAUGUAAUCUUCAACGACACCAGCGCAUUCACGGCCAAGGGAAGAACUACAGCUGCUUGGUGUGCGGGAAGAGUUUUGCCCAACAGAGUUACCUGCAGCAACACCAGGUCAUACAUACAGGACAGAAACCGUAUCAGUGCUCAGAGUGCGGGAAGAGUUUUAUUCGACAGAGUGAUCUCCAGCAGCACCUAGUGAUCCACACAGGAGAAAAGCCACACUGCUGCUCAGAGUGUGGGAAGAGUUUUAUCAGACAGAGUCAUCUCCUCCGACACCAGAGGACUCACACGGGAGAGAAGCCGUAUCGCUGCUCGGAGUGCGGGAAGAGAUUUGCCCAGCAGAGUUAUCUCCAACAACACCAGCGUGUUCACACGGGAGAGAAGCCAUACCGCUGCUCACAGUGUGGGAAGAGCUUUAUUCGACACGGUAACCUCCAAGAUCAUCAGCUCGUUCACAUAGACGUGAAACCGUAUUGCUGCUCAGAGUGUGGCAAGAGUUUUAUCCGACAGAGCGAACUCCAAGCACACCAGUGCAUCCACACGGGAGAGAAGCCGUAUCCAUGCUCAGACUGCGGAAAGCGUUUUAGAGGCAAGAGGCAUCUCAAAGCACAUCAAGUCAUUCACACAGCGGAGAAGCCUUAUUAUUGUACAGGGUGCAGGAAGAGUUUUAUCAGACAAAGCGAUCUCCAAAACCACCCAUGUCUUCACACGGAGGAGAAGCCGUACCACUGCUUUACACUGUGGGAAGAGUUUUAUUCCACCGAAUGCUCCUGAUACGUUCACACAGGACAGGUGAAAUUUCACUGCUCAGUGUGAGAGAAAAACUCAGAUUGUCAGUCAUCGUUUCUAAUAUUCCUUUAGUUUUCUUAUUCUUGAUAAUAUUGAUGUUACUCUGAUGCAUUUAAGAUAACUUUACUGACAAGGAGCCCUGACUUCUAAGUGAUAGAUGUCACAUUAUCAUGUUGGCAUGAUUUGUUUAGAAUAUUUAGAUAUAAUAGUACUGUAUAUUUCUGUGUGUUUGUAUAAAGUUUUAUAGUAAAUCAUGUAUUUAUAUUGUAUAAAGACCAGUGAGUGUAGGAAUUGGAUGUCAUGACAUAUGACCACUUUUAUUAUAAAUAAUAAUAUAAAGCAAUGACUGGAUUUUGAUCUCGGGUUCUCCCCGCCUUAAUCAUAAGUUAUUAUAGCAGGUUGCUUAAUCAUCAUAUUUAUACAAUAUCGCAGAAAGUUCCUAAAGAUUUUCACAUUCCAGAUAAUAAAAAGAAGUUACAGCCCUAUUAUUUAAUACCACCACCACCAGCCACCAUGGCCAACAGUUAUAAUAUAAGUGUCUGUGUGCUGUAUCUUCACCCAAACCCUGCUCCAGCACGACAAUGUCCCUGUGUACAAAGCAGCUCCACAAAGACCUGGAGGUUGGAGUGAAGAACUCAAGUGUCCUGCACUGAAGUUGACUCUGACUCAAAAACCCGAGUCUCCUCAACAUCCCAACAUCAGGGUCUGAUCUCACUGAUGCUCUUGUAGACGAAUGAAAGCAAAUCCACACAAAGACACAAUCCAACAUCUAUUGGAAAGACUUCAAGAGGAGAAGAAGCGUGGAGCUGAUUAUAACAUGAUGUAUUUGGAAUAAAGCCUUUCACUUUCUCCAAGUUAUAACACAUCAUACAGUCAUUUCCUCACCAGCCCCUGUCUUUCCUCUUCUUUUGAAGCUAAAAAUAAUAAAAAUAUUCAUUGAUAAACUGAAAAUCAUAAACUUUUAAAAGAUCUAUAGUGAAAACUACCGUGGUGGAAAAUUUAAAGCUUUAUCUUCAAUAGAUUCUGUCCAUAAACAAUAAACAGUGUUUACAAUGUCAA